UGUGACUAGUGGAUUAGUUCCACUUGGUUAAGAAAAGAGCCAAGUCACUACAACCAGUCUCCAACCACAACCAGCUCAGUGCUCACUCCAAUUUAAAACUUCCUAAAUCGCCGCGAAUUCUUCUGUAACUGUAGUCCGUAGGGUAUCCUGAUAGUAUGAUAAUCUAGUUUUCCUACCUGGGUUUUGGCCAUUUGAGAUUGGGAAAUCUUCUCUCAGUGUUUCAGCGUUCCAAUUCGAAGACUCCUCGAGAAGAAAAGAUGGGCUGCGGGGCCUUUUGCUAAAACUUGGGGAAGACGGAGAAGGAUCUCAGAAUCAAAGCUUGCAGCUCGAAUGGAUGCUUUAGGAGGUUUUUGGUGGAACAGCCCUCUUAAAGGUCGCAAAUUUCGUUCUAAGAGGGAAUCUAAGAAACCAUCCGAGUCGGUAGACGGAGGAGGAGGAAAAGGUUUUGAUUUCCCGGUGAAGCAGGCGAUGACGGCAGCUUCUCUCGCUCUGACUGGUGAUACUAUUGCCCAAGCCAGUGCCCGAUGGAGGGCACUUGAUCGAACGGCCAAAUCGACCAAAAAGGAUGUCAUUUCGUCCAUCUUUUCAAGUCAUGAUUGGCUCCGGGCUCUUCGCAUGGCUUCAUAUGGCUUUCUUCUAUAUGGUCCUGGCUCUUAUGCAUGGUAUCAGUUUCUUGAUCAUUCAUUGCCUAAGCAAACAGUGGAGAACUUAUUAUUGAAGGUCUUGUUGAACCAAAUUGUACUUGGUCCAUGUGUGAUUGCUGUUGUUUUUGCAUGGAAUAACUUGUGGCAAAAUAAACUUUCAGAGCUUCCUAGAAAAUACCAGAAGGAUGCCCUUCCUACUUUGUUCUAUGGAUUUAGGUUUUGGAUUCCUGCUAGCAUACUAAAUUUUUGGGUGAUCCCACUUCAGGCUCGUGUUGCCUUCAUGUCCACUUGCUCCAUAUUCUGGAACUUCUACUUGUCUUCGACCAUGAGCAAGUAAUGCAACGAGUUCUGUGGCAAUAAUAUGAGACUGUUGUAUGGACUUUCAUUUGAAUCAUGGGUUUGAAUGCAAGUUUUGUGUCAAGUCAAUAUCAAAAUGGAGGAAGCAGAGGCAGUUGUAUGGAUUUUUCAUAACAGCAUUGUUUGCAAAGCAUUCUUUCGCUAUAAUCACUGAGAGAGCUUUCAUGAAACUAAUGUUAACUUAUAAUUAGAAGCUAAAUCAUUUUUGCAAAUUCAUUGAAAAAUAACUGGUAUUAUUUUGUCCA
This is a messenger RNA of Nelumbo nucifera (sacred lotus), 1246 nucleotides long. RefSeq names its product Peroxisomal membrane 22 kDa (Mpv17/PMP22) family protein. NCBI's taxonomy places the organism in Eukaryota, Viridiplantae, Streptophyta, Magnoliopsida, Proteales, Nelumbonaceae. The record is from RefSeq and is a predicted model, not a curated record. Gene Ontology annotation, cellular component: membrane; cytoplasm.